AUGACCGUCCCAGCAACCACCGCCGCCAUCUCCACCUCAAAGCGCCUCUUCGACUUUUGGUUCAAGGGCUAUCUUCCCGAUCAGCCGUUGAAGCGCGAGAACUUUAUGUUUUGGUACAAAAGCACCCCCGAACUCGACGACCAGCUGAGAGUGGAAUUCAAGGACGACGCAGAGAGAGCACUUGUUGACAAAGAGUUCCGGGACAGCAUGACAUCCACAGGCGAAGGAACUGUCGCAUUGGCGCUCUUACUCGACCAGGUCCCUCGCAACAUCUUUCGUGGAUCCCCUCGUCCCUUCACGGAAUUUGACCCCUUGGCGAGACAGAUAGUCAAGGAGGCAUUGGCUAAAAAGUCCUGUCAUACCGUUCAUCCUUUCUUCCGCCACUUUCUCUACAUGCCAUUGAUGCACUCGGAGAGUGUCGAAGACCAGGCGGCAUGUGUGCGCGAGUUCAUCCAGGAAUACAAUGAGGUCGAGCCAGCCUUCAAGGACAUGUUCAAGAACUGUCAUACCUUUGCAGAAGCCCACGAGGCUGUUAUCCAAAAGUUUGGUCGCUUCCCUCAUCGUAAUGAGAUCUUGGGUCGUACCCCUACCGAGGCCGAGAAGAUCCAUCUCGAGACCGGUGGUGAUCGUUGGUAG
Messenger RNA from Linnemannia hyalina, 636 nucleotides. NCBI's taxonomy places the organism in Eukaryota, Fungi, Mortierellomycota, Mortierellomycetes, Mortierellales, Mortierellaceae. The record is from the annotation of a GenBank genome assembly.